AAACCGGCAGCGAACCACCGGAGAACUCACACAGCAAAGCCUGAAAGCCACCGCAAUUCCUGAGUCCCAACUGCUCCACCUCCCUCCUCUAAUCUCAUCAUGUCGACCGCGACUGCAUCUCGGCCCAGCGGCCCCAUCCUUUUGACUCCCUUUCCCAACUACCAAUCCGCCUCGCUCUCGCGUAUCAAGCUCUCCGUCGCCGGCUCGCCGGUCAAGUCCGUCAGCGUCUCGUCUCCCCCCUCCUCCCCCACCACCACCCCCAAGAUCCGUCGGUCCUGCAUGUGCUCCCCGACGAACCACCCGGGCUCCUUCCGCUGCAGCCUCCACAAGGAGCGCAAGCAGGAGGCCCACGCCGUCAGCAGCAGGCCCGCCUCUCCGCCUUCGCCGCCGUCGAAGAGCACGGCCAGCCCGUUCGCGCAGCACAUCCCCAGCGGCAGCGGCUGCUCUACACGCUCUUACAGCGGGCUGGCGCGGCGCGUUCCCAUGGGGAGCGGGCACUGGGCACGCAAGGCGCUCGUGCCGUCCCCCGUGGCGCAGCAGGUGCAGUACCGGAAGCGAGCGGGCGGGUACCGCGCCGGGGCCAGCUGUCUCUCCGCCGCCUCCAUGGCCGGCCGCAGCAACCAGUAAAAACAGCAGCAAGAUAUGUACAUACUGCACAAACUGUACAUAGAAAAGAAUUUCCCCGAAUAAUCCAGUCGAUGUAUACAGUGUAUAGAACGAAGAUCGGUGGGGAUCAGGCCGGAGGGUUGGAUUUUAAGACCCAAUUCGAUUCCGGGCUGGUGAAAUUAGCUAGCCAGUAGAUACUGUACAUAGACUGAGCCUCUUCUUCCUCCCUGCUCCACUUGUACAUAGAGUGAGCUCUCGUCCUCUCUGCCCGCUGUGUACAACUCCCCUUGGUUUUGGUCUUCUGGAUACACAUCAAUACUAAACGAGUGACAAAUUGGAGACA
Molecule: messenger RNA, 949 nt
Organism: Triticum dicoccoides
Lineage: Eukaryota; Viridiplantae; Streptophyta; Magnoliopsida; Poales; Poaceae
Exons: 1
Coding region: 100-627 (175 amino acids)
Source: RefSeq, a predicted model, not a curated record